AUUUGUCAAAACAGAUUGCACAAAGGAGUGAUGCAAAAAGAAAAACUUAUGAACUUAGUGUAUUGUAUGUGCUCGACUGGGUUGGAUUUCAUUCGGCUUAAUUCAAUUGAAGUUGAAAUUCCGGCCGAGGUACAAGCUUCCACUUCUAUUUUAACCUUGCGUUAAUAUAUAUAUACAUUUUUUCUAUUUAAUGAAUAACAUUAAGGCUCACUAGCAGCGAGCCUUUCAAAGCCAAUUCAGUCUGUUAAUAAAUGCUGACAAGAUGCAAUCUCUGAAAAAACUUUUGAACAUCGGGAACCUGUACAUUUUUUUCUACGUUUUCGGCAGCUUUAAACAUUCAAAAGUUUUCGGCCAAUUCCAUUGGAUUGCGCUCCUACCAUUAACUUUAAUAUGCACCGUUUUCAUCUGCUUGGUUCUAAUCGUUUCAGCGAUUUACUACGAGAUUGUGGAUUUCGUGUUGAGGUUGAAGCAUGGGGAUGAUUAUUGUGGUAUUAUGGAUGGAUCCGACCUAAUUUGGGUCGUCGAACAAGGGAGCGCUUCGUUAAUCAACUCGCUUUUCAUGAUCGAUGCCAAAGAUGGGGAAGGAUGUGAACCUCUUUUUGAAUUCAUGCUAAACUCAUACGAGAAAAUCAGCAAAACGCAUGAGAAGAUGAGCUGCGUUCGAAGAUAUUUCAUGGGUUACGGGUAUUUUCUCAAGACGCACAUCAACAUUCACGAGUACGUGAAGUAUUUGGAGGACUACACGGAUGUGGAAGGAUUGAACUUGCUAAUGGAUAAGUUGAGUGACUCCCCUUUACCAGCUGGGAAUACGGCUUUGUGGGAAGUGUAUAUUGGAAGGGUUCCUUUAAAGUGGGAAAAGAACGGAGGUAAAGUUCAGUAUCCAAUUUUCAUCAAGUAUCAUCACAGCCUCGGCGACGGCAUCUCAAUAGUCACUUUAAUGACAACACAGUUAAUCGACAAUGGUGUCAACAUCAUGAAAGAAAAGUGCGAAACCUACAGAAACGUCCUUAAAAAGGCGGCUUUAAAAAAUUCGAAGCCUACUUUCUUGGAGAAUUUAAAGAAAGUGUUCAAUAAAAGUUACUACAUCACAUAUUACGGUCCGCUGGAUGACAAAGAUGAAAACAUGUUGCAAGGGAAACGCUUGAGCCACGAAAAGCACGUGUGCUACUCCUUGGAGAAAGAUACGACGAAUUACGUGGAGAAAGUAAAAUCUAUCAAGAAUCGGAUUAAGGGUAUCUCAUUCAGUGAUGUAAUCAUGUCAGCAUUUUCCGCGAGUUGUGCCGACUAUUACAUGUCUCACGACGAGAAUCCGCCGGAGAAGAUUCGUUUCGUAAUCCCACAUUAUUUAGCAUCGGCUAACUUCAAAAGCAUAGUGACAACUUGUACCAAUGGAGAAACCGUUGCAAACUUGAAGAACAACUUCGCAUUGGGUUUUCUCAACAUACAUAUAAAGGACAAGGACAUCGCCAGGAAUAUGGUGGACAGAUUGGUGCGCGUCAAUAAGGAUUCGCAAAAUUCUAAGGACAGUUUAGAUUUCCCGUUCAUAUUUUGGCAAAUCAAGGUCGUCUCGAGUCUUGUUCCUUUAUCGAUAAUAAAUUAUUCGAUCAAAAACAAUCGGAGCACGGUGGGUUUGACCAACGUUCCAGGCAACAAUACUUCGAAUCUGAUCAGUGGCCACAGGAUUAGAGACACCUUAGUCUGGGCUCCGAAUUUCUUGAAAUGCGGUAUCACCUUCACAAUAUUUACGUACGACGGGCUAUUUCGUUUCGGAUUACUGGUAGACAAAGAGAUCAUAAAGAAUAGAUCGGAAGUGCAGGAAAUUUGCGAUAACAUUUUCAAAUACAUCGAUCUCUUAGACACGAUGACCAAGGCAUAUGAUGAAAAUUGUAGAGAGCGUGGAGCCAACACGAUCAGUAUGGUAGCGAAAAUGAAACGAGAAGUAAUGAAUCUUACAAAAAUCCAUUUCGAGACUAUUAAUAGCAACGAAAAUAACUGUUCUCCAAUACAACUAAUUCUAUGUUUAAUUAUCAUACUAACUUUUAAGGCUCCGACAAAGCCAAAAUGUUACCCAAUUCUCUUCAUAUUCUACGCAAUUGUUAUGAUUGCAACCUUUCCUAUUAUAUUCAUGAUACUAGCUCUAUUUUGGUUGUACAAAAAGUUGAUUUGUCUUAUACUAUUUACAAAAUUACGUUUUAAAUUUGGAGGCAUGUUGAGUGGACAUGACACUUUCUGGACGCUCAAAGACCCAUCCAAUCCAAUAAUCCACAUCCUCUUAUACAUCAAUUAUAAAUCCAAAGAAAACUUACGAGAUGUUUUCUUGAAAGCUUUGCAAAAGAAACUCACGGACGCUGAAUCACACAAAAAAUUCUUUGCCACAAUUUCCAAAUGUAGCGGAUACCCAUACUUAAUCAAGAACCAAAUAAACAUCGAUGAUUGUAUCCACGUAAUGCCAUAUGAUGAAUAUAAAGAUGAGGAAAGUCUGAGGGAGAAUUUACGCCAAUUUCGGUAUCCGAGCAGCGGAGGUUUAUGGGAAUUUUCCGUCGGAUGCGAACCUAUCAAUUGGGGCGAAAGAAGAAACUGUUUCCCUGUCGUAGUGCGAUUCCAUCACGCAAUUGGAGAUGGAUUCGCUUUGUUACAAAUGUUACUAAACUUCUUUGAAGAAAAAGAAAUCCAAGAUGUUCGCAUAGAAGACGAUUGUACUUUCGUUCAAAACAUGAUCAAAACCUCAAUACGCUGCAUGCAUUUCUGCGUUUUACUUUAUAAUUUACCUCAGGUGAUGGUGCGGAGAGCAUUUCACAAGAACGAUGUGAAUUGCAUCCACGGUGGUGAUAUAAGCGGCGAGAAAGAAAUAGUUUGGAGGAACGAAGUUAACGCGAAAUACGUGAAAAUAGUUAAAGAACUGAAGAAACGCUUGCCGGGAACUUCUUUUUUCGAUAUAGUCUCUUCGGCUAUUUCAAAUUCAAUUACAAGACUACAAGAAAAAAAAAAAAAUGGAGCCAAUAUGUUUUCUUGUGUCAUCCCUGCGGUGCCUAAUGCAUUGCAAUUCAGCAGUCUGAAGAAGAGUAGAAGCAUCAAUUUGGAGAAUAGGUUUGCCGUUGGCGUUUUAGAUUUACCAUCGGAGACUUUCGAUAGUUGCAAAGAUCGUUUGGAGUAUGUCAAGAAGUGGACGUUCCAGUUAAAAACUUCAUUCGAAUUUCAGAUUAACUCUUGGAUAUUGGAUGCAAUUGGAUUAUUACCGGAAUGCAUUGUUGCUCCAAUCAUACAAUCUGCUCAAUCUACCAUGGUUAUAAGUAAUUUACCAGGACCUAGUAGAAUCAAUUUGUUUGGAGAUAAUGUGCUUGAUGAUAUUAUAUUUUGGAUUCCUCAUCGUGGAUUAACAGGUGUUGGCGUUUCGAUAUUAUCGUAUGAUCAAAGAUUUUCUUUAGGUCUGAGCGUGGAUAAAAGCUUUAACAUAUCGAGGAAGGAAAUGCAAACAGUUUUGGACGAUAUAUUCCGAUAUUUAGAUGAACUAUAUACGGAAACCUCUAGUAUUUAAAACAAUAAAUUUGUUGUUUCUGGUUUCCAAAAUCUCAGGCUGGGAAACCUGAAAAUGACGAUUAGAAUCAGUCCGAGGAGGACGAGUCCUGCACCUGCCCACCAAAUUAGUGAUGUAACCUCGCCGAAAAUUAAGAAACCGGAAAUUGC
Messenger RNA from Nicrophorus vespilloides, 3684 nucleotides. RefSeq lists its product as uncharacterized. Lineage: Eukaryota; Metazoa; Arthropoda; Insecta; Coleoptera; Silphidae. Gene Ontology annotation, biological process: triglyceride biosynthetic process. Gene Ontology annotation, molecular function: long-chain-alcohol O-fatty-acyltransferase activity; diacylglycerol O-acyltransferase activity. The record is from RefSeq and is a predicted model, not a curated record. Bases 263 to 3535 code for a protein of 1090 amino acids. Gene Ontology annotation, cellular component: plasma membrane. The transcript is spliced from 13 exons.